AUGGGGAAAGAAGGCGUGCGCUUCGAGCGCGAGAACGGCGGGGACAGCGCCGAGGACAGCCUGGUGGACAAUCCCAAUGGCCUGUCGCCGGGCGACGGCUACGGGGGCAGACCUGGCGAAGGAAGGCCGUUCGAGUUCCAAGGUGGCGAACCCCGAAACAGCUAUGUCGCCCGCAGUGUAGAUGUCGAUCGCAAGACCUGGGAUCACUUCCUGCGAAAGUCCAGAGGCCGCAGGAGCAGUGGGCUGUUCACAGCAUUCUUGCAGCCAGCAGAUGAGGGCGAACAUGUGUUUGGUGACUUGUCCACGCAACCAAAGCACCGAUCGAUAUUCGGGCUGGAGGUACUGAGCCCCUAUAGCACCAGGGCAGGAAUUUGGUCUCUGUGCAUUCACAUUCUGGACAUGACGUAUGUUGCAUUUCUGUUGCCCAUCAUCACCGCCUUUGUGUACGAUGGAGAUGAUGAUGACUUCACAGCCUGGGCCAGCAUUGUUGAGAUAGUGGCCGGCCUCUUCCUCUUGUUUGACUUCCUGAUGAAUUUCCACGUUGGCUUCAUGGUCGUUCAUGACUACAAGAAGAAGGUGGUCAUGGAUGGCCAAUCGGUGAAAUGGUACUAUUGGAUGCAUGGGGGCGCGCUCAUUGAUGCGAUCGCAGUGUUCCCGCUGCUCCCUGAGAUCGUGUACUUGUCACUGCAAAGCAAGAGGGAGAGUUUUCUGGUGGUGUUUCGUCUCCUCAGAUACGUUAGGCUGCUUCGCCUCCUGAAGAGGAUGUACACUGGUGCCUUCGCUGGCAGUCUCAAAGACCCCAUUCUCAACAAGAUCAGGCGGAAGCUGAAUGCCUCCGGCCUGUACCUCGUGAACGUGCUGUACACGGGUGCAGUACUGACGAACUUCAUGGCAUGCCUCCUCUACUUAACGGCUGUGCUCGAGGGGCUGGACGGAAGCUGGAUCUCCAAGGGCGGGUCCAUCGUGUGUGAAGUGGGCGACGAAGGCUGCGUGACUGAGAACUAUGUUGAAGAGAGCAGUAAGCCGAGGCAGUACUUGGCCAGCGUGUAUUGGGCGAUCACCACAAUGACAACCGUGGGGUAUGGUGAUAUAACCCCCCGGACGGCUGCCGAGGAGGGUGUGGUCAUGAUGCUCAUGGUGGUCAACAUCAUGCUGUUCGGUCUUGUGAUUGGCUCCAUUUCUGAGCUCAUGAAGUCUGCCACAAAGAAUGCUCGAAAUUCAGAGGUGUUUCGAAACAAGAUAGAUACUGUGACGGGGUGGCUGAAGAGGAGAGGAGUGCCUCAUGACAUGCAGAAGAAAAUCUUUGCAUACUAUGCCGAGGUGUGGAUAAGGCAGAAUGAUGACAACGAAGCUGAGUUCAUUGACGAGCUGCCGCACGCCGUGAGGAUUGACACGGUGUACCACAUGACCAAGCACCUGUUGCAAGACCUCAGGGUGUUUCGCGACCUGGAUGAAGAUUCGCACCGCCGCAUUUGCGGGCACAUGAAGCCCGCAUCUGUUGCGCCAGGGCACGAGAUUUUCUAUCAAGGGGAUCCGGCGGAGUCGCUCUUCAUACUGGAGGAAGGAACGAUGGUGAUCCUGGUCAACGAUGAAGAAGUGGGGCGACUACAAGGUCCAACAACUUGUGGCGAAGCUGCCGUUCUGGCAAAGGAGGUGCCAGAGUUCAGUGUCCGACCUGUAACACUACGUGCUCGAAAGUCCUGCCAUCUGUGGGAGGUCAGCAUCAAGGGUCUGGAGCUCUUGUUCGAUACCUACCCAACCCUGAAGAAUGAUCUGAUGGAGGGGUUCCGAAUGAGGCUUAUUCAAGGCAUGGAUUCGAGCACACAGUCUGGCAAGCUGAAGCUGAUGCGCGCUGAGUUGGGCCUACAGGACAUGGAGGGCGUGAAGAUGCUGGGGCAGAAAUUAACAAGA
This is a messenger RNA of Ostreobium quekettii, 1911 nucleotides long. Lineage: Eukaryota; Viridiplantae; Chlorophyta; Ulvophyceae; Bryopsidales; Ostreobiaceae. The record is from the annotation of a GenBank genome assembly.